Messenger RNA from Kwoniella mangroviensis CBS 8507, 1098 nucleotides. RefSeq lists its product as uncharacterized. The transcript is spliced from 11 exons. Lineage: Eukaryota; Fungi; Basidiomycota; Tremellomycetes; Tremellales; Cryptococcaceae. The record is from RefSeq and is a predicted model, not a curated record. Bases 1 to 1098 code for a protein of 365 amino acids.
AUGUCUGUACCAUUUGGAGAAAUGACUGCUGAACAGCUAGAAACGAUUGCAGCUGCUGCCUUUGCCCCAGACCGAGGGUUCAACAUUGGUCCAUUCUUAAUGGGGUGUUUAUACGACGCUAUUCUCUUCGGGGUGAUGACCCAGCAGUAUAUUGAUUGGUGGAAAUAUUGCGAAGCGACUGAACGUCGUAUGGUCAGAUGGCUGACUCACUGGAUCAUGUUUGCCUCUAUUAUGUGGACGGGUACCGUCAUUUGGUAUACGAUGCGAAGCUUUGUCUACUAUUUUGGACAAUAUCUCGUUUUCACUUUUGCUGACAUUGCCCUCAUGUGGCCUUUACUGGGUCUUCUUAUGGCGGGACCGGUCCAAGUCUUCUAUGCUUUUAGAUCUUAUAGGUUGAAUGGAGAUAACAUCUUCCUUUUGGUGUUCUUUCUUGUGAUGAUUGCCACAGAAUUGAGCAUUCAGCUCGUUUUCGUGGUCAAAGCCCAGCCACUUAAGACCAUCUUUCAAGCCGGUGAACUCGAGUCUGUCGUCAGAGGAUGGCAAGUAGUCACCAUGAGUACAGAUAUACUCAUGACACUCACUUUGUCUUGGGGUCUAUGGAAAUCCAGAACCGGUUGGUCACACACCGACGCAUUGGUGAAAAAACUUCUUUUAAUUACGGUCGAAACUCAAUUAGCACCCACCUGUGUGAUGCUGGCUUUUGUGAUUUCAUGGUCUAUCAACCCCGCUUCUACUUUGGGUAUCUUCUUCGACUUGGCUAUACCCAAAGCAUACACUGUCGGUUAUUUGGCUACCCUCAACUCCCGUUAUUCCCUUCGUCGAGAGACCGCUUCUCAAGGAAAAAAAUACUCUGCGGAAACUAAAACCAAUACCUACGCUCUGGGAGGUAGUAGAUUACAACAAGCUACCGUUCAAGUCGAUACCGAAACUUACAUGGAGUCAUUCCAAAUGCAACCUCCUCGAAGUGGUGUCAAUCGAGCUCCCCAACAAGGAUUAUACGAAGUGAAAGAACAUAAUGAUGAAGACGAAUCGAUCGAGAAUCUCGAUUACGCUACUAAUCUUUCGAAAAAGAAUCUUCACGAUUCUUCAAUCGCUUGA